Balaenoptera musculus (blue whale) is the source of this 2244-nucleotide messenger RNA. RefSeq names its product leishmanolysin like peptidase 2 (gene CIROP). Gene Ontology annotation, cellular component: cytoplasm; membrane. Lineage: Eukaryota; Metazoa; Chordata; Mammalia; Artiodactyla; Balaenopteridae. The record is from RefSeq and is a predicted model, not a curated record. Gene Ontology annotation, molecular function: metalloendopeptidase activity. Gene Ontology annotation, biological process: cell adhesion; proteolysis.
AUGAGGAAGGAUUUGCCUGGCAAAGGCAGGAAAGAGGUAUUCCAGCCAAAGGAACACGAGGUGUUUCUUGUGCUGCUUCUGCUAGAAGGUCUGAAGUUCUGCAAGCUGGUGUGUCUACAUGACAAGACACAAUGUUUGAGCUUUCUCAGGCCCCCUUUCUCCCAACUUCCCCCAAAUUUCCGCUCUUCCUCCCUCACCCUCCCUGGCUCCCAGGAUCCUCCACCCCUCCGAAUCCAAACCUGCCAUAUCGGAGAUCCUGUACCAGAGGGAGCUUGGGGUCCUGAGGGAGGCAGGGUGAGAGGGGGAUCCCAAGCCCUGGCGGCAGGGAGAGAGGCUGCUUAGCGGCUCCAGGGUGUCCUAGCAGCCCCUCCAAGGCAAGGACCCCUGCUUCUGCGUCGAGACCCUGCACAGUACUGCCAUGCUGCCUGGGGAGACCCAGACACCCCAAACUACCACAGGUGCAGCCUCUUGAAACCAGGAUACCAAGGACAGAGUUGCUUGGGGGCCAAGAUGCGACAUUUCACUCACUGUCACAUCCCUGAUGCCCAUCUCCGUGGUUAUGCCUUGUGGCCAGAGCAGGAACCCUCACAGCUGAUCCAGCCAGGUGGGUCUGGUGUCCAAAACACUGAUUUUCUCCUGUAUGUGUGGGUUGCCCACACUUCCAAGUGCCACCAAGAGCCCUCUAUCGUAGCCUACGCUGCCUGCUGCCAGCUGGACUCAGAAGACAGGCCCCUUGCUGGUACGAUUGUCUUCUGUGCCCAUCUCACCAGCCCCAGCCUCAGCUACAGUGACAUGGUCAUGGCCACACUCCACGAACUGCUCCAUGCCCUGGGUUUCUCUGGACAGCUCUUCGAGAAGUGGAGGGAUUGCCCUUCAGGACCCAGCGUCAGCGAGAACUGUUCUACAAGUCAACAAGUGACAAGGCGAGAUGAGUGGGGACAGCUGCUUCUCACCAGCCUGGCCAAACACUUGGGACUGCUAGGGGUUUCACUGGGCGCUCCCUUGGAAGAAGAGGGCCCUUUGUCUUCACACUGGGAGGCCUGACUACUCCAGAACUGUAUAAUGACUGCUACCUACGAUGGUGCCCAGCGCACUCGGCUUGACCCGAUCACUCUUGCUGCCUUCAAAGACUCAGGCUGGUACCAGGUCAACCACAGCACUGCAGAGGAGCUGUCAGGGUCUGGCCUGGAAUUUGGCCUGGUGACCACCUGUGGGAAUGGCACCUCAGACUUCUUCUGUACUGGCAGCGGACUGGGCUGGCACUACCUGCACCUGGACAAGGGAAGCUGCUCCUCAGACCUCACGCUGGAAGGCUGAUGCAGGUAUAAGCUCUUGGCCAAUGGGAGUGAAUGCUGGAGGAAGGAAAAUGGAUUCCCACCUGGGGCGGAAAAUCCCCAUGGGGAGAUCUACCAUCCCCAUAGUUGUUGCUUCCUUGCCAACCUCACUUCACAGCUGCUUCCUGGGGACAAGAUCAGGCAUCCCUCUCAGAUCCCACACCUCAAGGAAGCAACCCCUGGCCACUGCUACUUACCUCAGUGCACAGAGAGGGGAGUGUACAAGGUGCAGGUGGAGGGAUCACCCUGGGUCCCAUGCCUUCCAGGAAAGGCUGUUCAGAUACCUGGGAACAAUGGCCAUCUCUUCUGUCCCCGGGGUUGGCUGUGUUAGACAAAUGAAGGUACCGAUGCUAUCAAUAUUACUUGCCUACCUGUAAGUCUUUCACCUGACCUAUUAUUUCAGCUGUCUUUAGGAUUAGCUGGCCCCCCCCCCCCAGGCCACUCCCUGGGGAAGGAAGAGGGCGAAGAGCUAACUGAAGCAGUUCUACAAGGCUCUGGUGAGCACUGGCGGGUAAAUCGGUGCUAUUUCCACAGUCUCUUGAUUACCACCAGUCUGGUCUUCACUGUGCAUAUGUGGAAAUCCCCUGGCUGCCAAGGGCCUUCAGUUGGUAUGCUGCACAGGGCCCUGACCCUGACCCUCCGGAAGAAACCUCUAGAAGUAUAUUAUGGAGGAGCCACCUUUACCAUAGAAUACAGCAAGUUUCUAGUUACCUCAGACCAUAAUCCUUCCAUGACCCACCUCGGUCUGUCCAUGGGACUCUGCCUAAUGUCGCUUAUCCUGGUGGUUGCACUGGGAACCAUGGCUUAUCAGAAACGAGCUACUCUUCAGGUGGGACCUUCUGCCCCUUACCAUUCACUAGAGCCCCAAGGCGCAACAGGGGGCCCAGUUGGAGGAAUGAGGGAGGAGUGA